Messenger RNA from Kockovaella imperatae, 3025 nucleotides. RefSeq names its product Spc98 family-domain-containing protein. Gene Ontology annotation, molecular function: microtubule minus-end binding; gamma-tubulin binding. Gene Ontology annotation, biological process: spindle assembly; cytoplasmic microtubule organization; mitotic cell cycle. The coding region runs from base 43 to 2976 and encodes 977 amino acids. The record is from RefSeq and is a predicted model, not a curated record. NCBI's taxonomy places the organism in Eukaryota, Fungi, Basidiomycota, Tremellomycetes, Tremellales, Cuniculitremaceae. The transcript has 11 exons. Gene Ontology annotation, cellular component: equatorial microtubule organizing center; spindle pole; centrosome.
AUUCAGUCGACCAGUGCCGCAGAGCAAUGAACAUGGAGUGACAUGGUUCAUCCAGAUCUGCUUCAGCAAGCUUCGCUGCUUGUUCAGCAAAUCGGCCCCGACCUUGACGUGGAAUCAUUUUCUCAGCAUGUCGUACGCGAGAUCGCAGACCCAUCUCGGGGUGCAUCACGCAAGGAGUGGAGUGAUAUCGAGGGUCCAUUGAGAGGGAUCAUCAACACGCUGCGAAUCAAGGUCCAGGACGAUGUCGCCGAUGCGCUAGAGAAGGCAUUAAGUACGCUACAGAGCCGGAGAUUGACAGAUUCUUCGGCAUGGGAGGGAGAAAUGGCGAUCAAGAUGGGCAACUUACCGGAUCAUAUACACUUCCUGCUGAGCCUCGCUCAACCCCCGACGUCCAAAACCACUAGGAUAGCUCGGUCAUAUCUGGACAAAGCGUCGCCGUCAGGCCCGACAGCGGAUGAAGUCCUUUACCAAGUGAUCAUGUCGGGUCCUUUUACCGGUGCCCAUUGGGGCCGAGGUUAUGAACAAGAAGCCACGCAUGGUUGGACAGACAGCGAAUCCUCCUCCUCAGAAUCUGAUGCAGAUCUCGUGACGCCAUCCACCGAUCGCAUAAGUCGGACGGCGGACCUAGAGACCUUGCUGAGGGGUCGCCUAAUCCAGGAUCAAGAGGAUCGCCUGCGAGAAGCCCAGCGGAGUCUAGCCAGUUUCAAGGAGAAAUACUACUGGAUCAACAUGGGCCAGUCGUUUGAACCCUUAUCUGCUCAUACCCACGGCUGGAGGUCAUUGGCCACGCGCUCGACGACUGCUCAGCUUGAAGCAGCGAUUUCCAAAUCCAGCAGGAUCCCCAGGAAGGUUAUCUCCAGUCUGGCUCUACAACGAGAGCUCCUCUUCGCCCUCGACGGACGACCCGGCAUACUGUUCUUCUUUGACGAGGACGGCGCCUGUCAGAUUCUUUCUGGUCAUCCAUUGGUGGCGCACAUGUCAAGCGCAGCGCUGUCAAGCAUUGUGGAUCACUUCGCGAACCAAGCAACCAUUGGAUCGAGGAUACGACGUUUCGUAGCUGGUACUGCUAGCUCUUCAGCCUUUUCAUCGCGGAAAGCUUCGCAGACGUCGAAGACGCACCAAGCAUUCGCAGAUGCGCUUCAGGAGAUCCUGACUUCGUACGCUGAAUGGAUAGGCGGAAACGAGAUCGGGCUACUACGAGGCGUCAAAGUGGAUGAGGAUAGGUCAACUCCCGCAGCAUCACCCAUGUCGCUCAAAUUAGAUCUCGAUCGACACUUCGGAACCCUUCUCUCCCGACUCGACUCUCUGUUGCCGAAACCUGGAGACCCACCUACUGAUCUUCUGAAUGACAUCUAUACUACCAUCCUAUCGCUGCCUGCCAGUGCUGCGGAGCUAUCAGAGGCGCUCACGAGAGUCUUCAUCAUGUCCGCUGAGCCUAUGUGGAGCAUGCUGUGCAGUUGGCUAAGCGAAGGCAUGCCGAUACCAUCGGGUCUCCGUUACCAUGACGACACCCGAGUCUCUUUGACCGACGAGAAGCCCUUGGACAAAGAAUUCUGUAUCGAGAGAGAUCGCGACAUCUCAUGGACCGACGAGGACUUUUGGGCGAAUGGAUAUGUCACUGGCAGUGGCGGCUGGCCCUUGUUUCUCGGUGAAAGGACAGAGGAGAUGAUACUCGAGGCUGGCAAAGCGAGAGGCCUGCUGCAAUCUUUCGAUAAUGCCCCGCUAAAGGAGGACUGGCAAACAUUGUUCCAAGUCUUGAACACCUCAGGAGAUCGACUUUUGGCUUCGACAGUUCCCGAUCUCAUCUUUGAUCAUUUGUCGCCAACUUGCCGUCUCACAAUGUUUCAACUCCGCCGAGCCUUGGAGGAGGAUUGCGGGCUGGACGCACAUCUGGAUGCAAUCGAGUCACUGUGCUUCAUGCAGAAUCACCAAGUCAUGAGCGAGUGGAUGUCGGAACUUUUCCAAAGGAUUGGGUCCAAAAGACAGUGGACAGACUUUCAGACUCUUUCAAGCUCCAUAAGGGAGAUCAUCGAUCAGCAUGGAGGCACAUUGAUGAAUCCCUCGGCUCUUCGCAUCCAGGCUAAGAAGGCCCGGAACACAACGGAGAAAGUGUUUGAUACCAUGCGCCAUGUCCGGGCCAUUUACGACGUGCCAUUCCCCCUGUCACAAGUGUUAACGCCAACGUCCAUGGAGCUGAGAUCCGAAACAUUUUCCGUGCUCCUUCAACUACAUUAUGCAUCACAUGUUCUGGCCGAAUCGCGAAAACAGGACGCCGUCUUUAUCUCCCACGCUCGUACCACAAUUGACAUCAGGUCUAUCUGGCAACUUCGCCAACAACUAAAUUGGGUGAUCGGGAUCUUCUUGUCAUGGUUAUCUCGAGAUGUCAUUGAGUCUCGGACUGAGCAGUAUCGGCGAGAAAUAACGGCGAUCACAUCAAUCAAAGGAAUGAUCGAUCUGGAACUCAGAUUUGCGAGACUCGUACAUCGUUUGAGCCUCUUGCACCCUGAUGUGGAGGCUCUCCGCGCUCAGCUUUCGUCCAUCUUAGAGCUCACAACGACAUUGGGCAAGGUCUACUCCCAGUACAUGAACGACACCUCAGUCGCCUCUACAUUCCAGCCUGAGCGGCAGCCAUUCGCACCUUCCAAGAAAGCCUCGAACACGAGACGGGAACGACACUUUGAAGGAGAUCCGUUGAGCGAUGACGAAGAAAGUGAUCAAGAGGCGGAGCUCAUCGAAGGCGAUUCGUCCUUUCUGCUAGCUGAAGAUUUUGGGGCGAGAUUGAAAUUCAUGAAAAACCAACUGGGCACGACCAUUGCCGGCAUGAUUGACACCGUGAGAUCUCUCGCAGAGGGCCCAGACAGGGCGCCGCAGUCCGCCGAGGACGAUGCGAGGGAGCAGUGGGCCAUGUUAUCGAUGUAUUUAGACGAAUGGCACAGGUUCCAGUCAGAGCCCACACCACGGGUACAGGCAUUGUAAUAGCAAUUUAGGUAGUAUCGCACCAUGUUGUAUCCCUGGCAUCAUAGCA